This is a messenger RNA of Oncorhynchus tshawytscha (Chinook salmon), 3294 nucleotides long. It is a transcript of the gene yipf5, whose product is annotated as Yip1 domain family, member 5. The transcript has 6 exons. Lineage: Eukaryota; Metazoa; Chordata; Actinopteri; Salmoniformes; Salmonidae. The record is from RefSeq and is a predicted model, not a curated record. Gene Ontology annotation, cellular component: membrane; trans-Golgi network. Gene Ontology annotation, biological process: endoplasmic reticulum to Golgi vesicle-mediated transport; vesicle fusion with Golgi apparatus; regulation of ER to Golgi vesicle-mediated transport. The coding region runs from base 116 to 895 and encodes 259 amino acids.
UUCGGAAUUCGGGACCCGGAAGUACUCUUUAAGUGUUGCUGAUAUUAUUCUCUUGACACGUAGCUAAGUUGGCGGAGUCCAGAGUAGAAUUGUUCUACGUUGCAGACGGUCAGAAAUGUCAGGGUUUGACAACCUCAACACAGAUUUCUACCAGUCCAGCUACAGUGUAGAUGACCACGGGCAACCUGCUGGAUAUGGCUACAGUAACACAGAAGAUCCCUACAAACAGGGUCAAUAUGGUCAGUAUGACUACUCCCAGCCAAUGGGAUACGCAGCCCCAGGGAUGAUGCAACCUCAGCAGCCCUACACCGGCCAGAUCUACCAGCCCACACCGGCCUUCACACCUUCCCCCACACAGUCCAUGUACGGCAGCAGCUUUGACGACGAGCCCCCGCUGCUGGAGGAAUUAGGCAUAAACUUUGACCACAUCUGGCAGAAGACCCUGACAGUGCUCCACCCCAUGAAGGCAGCAGACGGUAACAUUAUGAACGAGACUGACCUGGCUGGACCCAUGGUGUUCUGUCUGGCCUUCGGAGCCACCUUACUUCUAACAGGAAAGAUCCAGUUUGGCUAUGUGUACGGCAUCAGUGCCAUCGGCUGCCUGGGGAUGUACUGCCUCCUCAACUUAAUGAGCAUGACCGGCGUGUCGUUUGGCUGUGUCGCCAGCGUACUGGGCUACUGCCUGCUACCCAUGAUCCUCCUUGCCAGCUUCGGAGUCAUCUUGUCUUUACAAGGCAUGUUUGGAAUAAUCAUCGCAGCCACGAUAAUUGGCUGGUGCAGUUUCUCUGCUUCCAAGAUCUUCAUCUCGGCCCUGGCCAUGGACGGACAGCAGCUUCUGGUGGCGUACCCCUGUGCCCUCCUCUACGGGGUCUUCGCCCUUAUCUCUGUCUUCUAAAUGUUGUCGGUCUACACCAGGGUUCCCCUAACUCGGUCCUGGGGCACAUUUCCUUUUUUUGCCCUAGUACUACACAUGUUUUGAAUUAACCAACUCUUCAAGCUUUGAUUAUUUGAGUCAGUUGUGUAGAAAUCCAAAACCAAAAUGUGCACCCAGGUGGUGGGACCAGGACAUAGUUCGGGAAUCCCUGGUCUAGAACACUGUUUUCCAACUCCUAUCGUCCUGUACCUCUAACAGAACACAUUCUUCCUGUAGCCCUGGACAAGCACACCUGAUUCAACUUGUCAACUAAUCAAGCCCUCAUUGAGUUGAAUCAGGUCAGUUUGUCUGCGGCUACAACAAAAAAGUGUAUGCUAUUGGAGGUACUGAAGGACUGGCAUUGGGUAACACUGGUCUACACCCUGCAAACGGACCAACAAACCCAACUAACUUUAGGGCCUGUCAGAGGCCCUUCUGUGCUGCACCCCCAUCGCAGUGGUGUGGCCAGUUACCCUGUCUGUUGCAUUCCAUUUUUACACCUGCUUACACGGGUCCGCGCAAAAGUAUAAAUUCCAAACCCCUUCUAUUCAGGACUAAGGACCCAUCCACAGACCACCACAGAAUCUUCUAUUCCAUGUAAAGCUUCUUUAUUCUGUAUGUUUGUUAAUUAGAUUUAUUUGAGCCUUGAGGCCUUCAGAAAAUGGUUUGCACAAUUAUUUUCAAUUUUAUUCAACAAUAGAGCAGUUAGUUAAUUCUGUCGGCCCUCUCAUGCAUACAUGCACGCACAUCUGGGUACUCUGAGGUCAACUUGCAACUCGGAAGAGACAUAUCUUACAAAGCUGAAAUGGUUUUAAAUUGCUGAAACACCAAAGCUCUGUGCCCUUCCCCACUAUAUUUCCCAGCCCUAGACGCAUGGCCUAACAGUGAGCCUCCUUAGCUAACUACAUGUGGUCAAGGGUGUGUUAGUUAUGCAGCUUGUGUGAUUGUAAACUUUGGUCAGUCAGUGCCUGCGUAAUGACAGCUGCACACAUGCAGACUCAAAGAAUUUAUGUCCCAAAAAAACAAGAUGUUUUUUCAUUUUCUCUAUUGAUCAGUGGGAACCAGCUGUGUGCCUCAUGACCUAGUUUUUGUUCAUAUUUACCGGCACAUUUAUUUUUAUUGUAAAAUGAUAGUUUGUUGAUCACAUUAAAGCUGAAAUAUGAAACCUUUUGGGCGACCUGACCAAAUUCACAUAGAAAUGUGAGUUAUAGCUCUGUCAUUCUCAUUUGAAAGCAAGUCUAAGAAGCGGUAGAUAUGUUCUUUGUACGCUAUUUCUAUGCUUUCCUUAAGUUUCACUGUGUAAUGGUAUUGUACUACAGGUUGUUAAACCACACACGAAGGAGCUCACAGAUCCUGAGUUUUGUCUCCUACACCUUAACUUAAAUCCUUAUUUUCAUGCAGUUUGCAUUUAAUCAGUUUUCUAUUGUUUUCAACCCUGUUCCUGGAGAGCUACCAUCCUGUAGGUUUUCACUCCAACCCUGUUCCUGGAGAGCUACCAUCCUGUAGGUUUUCACUCCAACCUUAAUCUAGCGCACCUUCUAAUAGUUAGCUGGUUGAUAAACUGAACCAGGUUAGUUACAACUGGAGUUGGAGUGACAAUCUACUACAGGAGGGAGGGUUGGAGACCCCCCUGCUGUAGGCUGCGUUGAGGGUUUUUUUGGCUUCAGGUUGAAAGUUUCGGUCUUUUGCCAUUCACUUUGGACUGAUAUUAAAAUGUGGCUUUGGAAUUUUGGUUUCACACACAGGUGUCAUCUGAGAGGCUGUUAAUGAGCACAGGGUUUUAAGGUCAUUGGGUUUUUUUUUUUGGUUUUCCUAUAGAUUUGUUUCUGUGCUAAACCUGAGCUCCUCAAAUGGAUGCGUUUUUAUAUUUUUGCCCUCUUAAGCAAAAUGCGGCAAUGAAUAUGGAGUGCUUUUCAAUUUCAACAAAUGUUAAGGGGAUACUGCAUUUCAAAAAACCCAGAGUAAAUACAGUAAGUAGCCUUUUCACGAGCUAGCUGGAACGGCUCAUAGGAGCAGAUCUCCUGAGGUAGCUUGACGUACAAGUAUACCCCCUGGACAGGAUGCUAGUCUAUCGUAGGGCCUUACCCAAAAUCUAUCUCCUUAAUGCUGAGUGCCAGGCAGCAAUGCAUCGUGUCCCAUUCUUAGUCUCUUUGUAUGAUGCGGCCAGGGAUCAAACUCCCAACCUUUCAAUCUCAGGGCGGACACAAGGCCACUGAGCAAUUACAGUGCUGCUCUUAUAUGGCCAAGUAUUUAUAUACUGUAUCAUUUGUUUUGUACAUCAAAGUCGAUGUUGUGCUUUUGUCAUGUGGAAAUUCUUGAUAGAUGGGCGUCGUGCUUGGGUGGUUUUAUCUGCCACUAUCUAAAUAAAAUAUCUCAUGUCA